AUGUUUUACACAAGUUCUCAAUUUAAAAAGUGAAUGGACAACAACACGGCCUUGUUGUUCAGUGAUUGUGUUGCUAUGGAAACCUUAGGAGACAUUAUUAGACUUUGAUCUAUUAGUCUCCUCGUAUGAAAGACAAUAUAUUGUGUUUGUGUUUUUUCGCCAUUCGUCGUUAUGUUUUAUGCAUACACUUGCUUUUAAUCUUUGCUCAACGCUGCUCCGGAUUUUUUUUUUUUUUUUGCAUCUCUGCUUUCCUCUAGUGGACUAAUGUAGCAGUACUUUGGAGCAGGAAAAGGAGGAGCUUUGUAACAGCAGGUCGACUUUGUAUCCCAACAAGACUGCAGUUACUCGUCCACUCCUAUCGACUCUCGCUGUUUCUUUUUCUUUUUUCUUUUUUUUUUUUACUGUUUAUUAAAUAUUUCCUCACACAUGGAUUUGUUGUUUAUAAUGCAAAUCUCACUGAGGGAACCUACAGUAUUUAUGCGAUUCUAUUGCAGCACCGGGUAGUUUGUUUAUAGAAGUGCUUGAAGCUGAGAGGUCAUUUCCACCUGUGUUUGACAGAAGUCACUCUGAACCUGGAGCAGCAGCAGGGCAGCUGGGUUCUUGGAUUUCUUCUCAUCAGUUCAGUUUAUCCAACCUUCGUAUGAACAUGUGGCUGCUCGCUGUUUCAGUUCCUCUGCUUCCAGCCAUCAUCAUGUUGUCCACUCGAUGUAGACACAGAGUUUCCUCGCUCUACCAUAAAGCACUGGCCUGGGCAAGGAAGAUGGUGGGAGGAAAAGUCUGUGUGAGGAGGACCCACGCCUUUGUCUUCACCCAGUGCACCCACGGCAAAGUGGACAGUGUCCUGGAGACCUUUGACCUCUACGCAGCGAAAAAUCCCUCCUUAGCAAUUGAUCAAGACAUGGGUAAAAUAUUAGAUGAAGCAGUGAUGCGACUCCAUCCCUCCAGUGUUCUGGAGCUGGGGAUGCACUGUGGCUACAGCUCUGUCCGCAUGCUGCGUCUACUGCCCCCUACUGGCAAGCUGAUCACAGUGGAGAUGGACCCUCUCACAGCAGACUUGGGAGAAGAAAUCAUCCUUGUGUCUGGAUUUAAACACCACCAGUUUCAGGUGUUGACAUCCAGCUCAGCCAACAUAAUCCGAACACUUCAUUUGUUUCUGGAUCAGAACUGCAGAAAGGGUUUGGACCUGGUUCUUAUGGACCAUGAUCCUCAGCAGUACCUCCCAGAUCUGCUGGCUCUGCAGAAAGAAGAGCUUCUCUGCAGCUCUGGCUGCUCCAUACUCUUCAUCAACAGAACACGAGGAUCUGAUGAAGACCUCAGGGAAGUCCUGGCUCAUGUUACUCUGAAUCCAAAAUACUUGAGCAUUGGGAAGCAUCUGCCUUUCAUUCUUGAAGUUUUGUAUAAAAAAGAUGACUGAUAUACACAGGCUUCAAUCAUUGACGUCAUCCGAAAUUAAAUUUACUAAUAUUUCAUUACAGUGAAGAUGAUUUUUGGGGGGGUAAACAUGUUUACAUGCACAGAUGACAUUUUGUUGUAAAUAUUAUUUACCACUAAUAAAAUGUGUUAUGUAACAUUUUAGUUAACUUUGUAUUAUCUCAAGUGAAUAUUUUCUAUUAACCUAAUUUCUAUUUAAAAUCAUUAAAAUAUGUACUGUAUUUUGGAGUUUAAAUUAGGAUAAACGUCUUAAACAUUUACCAUAUAUGGGUGGAAGUUGUACCAUAGUUAUGGUUCAUAACACAAUUGUCGACUUAAUAAUGACAAAGAAAUGCCUUCUUACCGCACCAAGGUGAACAAAACAGUAAAUCAGAGCAUCAAUAAACCACUAGAUGGCGUGCUUUACUUUAUACAUCAAUAAAAACUCCAGCACAGACUUGGAUUAUAUCGUGUGUGCGCAUAAAUAUUUAAAAGGCAGGGCUUUUAAAGGACAAGGCCACCUAUUUUAAGAGCUCAGAGCUCUGUCGUAAACAUGCAGUACCACCAGUUCAGUGGAUCAGUAAAGUUGGCCCUGCAUCUGUGUCACGGAUCCUGCACAUGAUCCUCAGCUGGUGUCUUCUGUGCAUGUUACAUUAUUUAUUUGCAGAAUCUGUAUUUACAGUUAAAUAAAUAAAUACAUGUUCAGGAAACGUCUCCCAGUCGAUCCCCUCCCUCUGCUCCUCUUAUUUUCACUUACAUCAGCAGUCCUGAUCUAAGUGGCUCUAAUGUUCGAGCCUCAGUCUUGCACCAAAGCUUCUUAAACGAGCAGAAUU
Cynoglossus semilaevis (tongue sole) is the source of this 2243-nucleotide messenger RNA. Its product is annotated as transmembrane O-methyltransferase homolog. The record is from RefSeq and is a predicted model, not a curated record. The transcript is spliced from 4 exons. Gene Ontology annotation, molecular function: catechol O-methyltransferase activity. Bases 641 to 1414 code for a protein of 257 amino acids. Gene Ontology annotation, biological process: developmental process; catecholamine catabolic process; dopamine metabolic process. NCBI's taxonomy places the organism in Eukaryota, Metazoa, Chordata, Actinopteri, Pleuronectiformes, Cynoglossidae.